CUCCUCUUGAUGGCGUCAAUAAGUCAUGUCAAACUUGACUUCACAGAUGAUGGAGCAAGACAAGGCAAAAAAGAGAAAAGGGUCAAAGCACGACAAGACGGGCUGCUUGACUUGUCGCUAUAGACGGAAAAAAUGCACAGAAAAUACGUUUCCCAAUUGUGGAACAUGCAUUCGACUGAACUUGGAAUGUGUUCGAGAUCCCAUUCGUCGGGUCGUUCCACGUAGUGGCGAUGACAAUAUCCAACCGCAGUUAACUCGGCAUCAACUUGAUACUCCCCCGGCUCCGACUACACAACUAUCUCCAUUGCCACUGAACCUGAACUCUCCUAAAAGACGCCAGGCGAUGAAUCACUACAUCAGAGUCCUUUCGGAACUCUUGACUAUAAGUAAAAAUAAUAACUCAUUUUUAUCUGACUUUCUCCCUCUGGCUAUGGAAUCACCAGCACUAGCUGAAGCCCUCAUCGCAUACUCAUCUGGUCACAUGUCAUGUUCAGACCCAAGUUAUACUACCGUAUCGCUGGCGGCACGGUCCAAAGCCUUAUGUGAACUGUCAAUGACUGUCAGCCGCCCAGAUCAAGCUGCUUCCGUCACUGAAACAGCAUUAUCCGCUUGCCUCAUUCUUUUGACUUCUGAGGUGUGUUUGGGAAGUCAUAAGAGCUGGUAUAAUCACCUUGUCGGCGCCAAACAUCUUAUUGUGUGUGCUCAAAGUCAAACAGACCAGGCUGAUGGGUCGAUCGUUCAGGGAGCUCAGGCAUUGAGGCUGACAUCAGAGGGGCGAUGGAUCCUCCGUAACUUUGCAUACCAUGAUAUCAUCGGUAGUGUAACACUGGGAACCCAACCUCUGCUCAGCCCCGACUAUCUCAGGAAUAUCACACACGAGUUCGACACGUACUUGGGCGUUGCUUCACAGCUUCUUGUCUACAUAGGCCAAACAACCUGCUUGAGUUUCGACCCCACCGAUAUGGAGAGGGGUAUUCACCCGUUAAGGAACCACCUCAGCAUCCAGCAUGAGAUCGAAAACUGGAAGUGUCCUGCUGGAACUUCAUCAACUCUCCAGGCUGCAGCAUAUGCGUACCGCGGUGCUGCGCUUAUCUAUCUUUAUCGAAAGAUGCGCCGCCAUCUAGAAGCAGACAGUAAUUCCUCCCUCGCCUAUGGGCUAUCAUUGAGCACUCUGAAUGAAAAGCUUCAGGCGAUUGUGGUGAAUACCUUGGAUAGUAUUGGACAAGUGCCUGAAAACGACAUUUCCGAGUCCUCCCUCUUGUUUCCUCUGUUCAUUGUUGGAGGGGAAGUUGAACGUACUGACCAAAUGGAGCUCGUUCGAACGAGACUACAAUUGUCGUAUAAGAAACGGAGAUUUCGCAACAUCUCGCGAGCACUCGAAGUACUGGAGGAGCUGUGGGCUUAUCGCCAGAUUCAGGAUGUCUUGGGUAGGAAACGGCAAGAUUGGGAGGAUAUCUUGAAGUCUAGCCAAGAGCCAUUACUGCUGACAUGAAGGAAUCCCGGGCAAGUUUUCAAUCGG
Fusarium redolens is the source of this 1519-nucleotide messenger RNA. RefSeq names its product fungal-specific transcription factor domain-containing protein. Gene Ontology annotation, cellular component: nucleus. The coding region runs from base 26 to 1492 and encodes 488 amino acids. The transcript is spliced from 3 exons. The record is from RefSeq and is a predicted model, not a curated record. Gene Ontology annotation, molecular function: zinc ion binding; DNA-binding transcription factor activity, RNA polymerase II-specific; transcription cis-regulatory region binding. Gene Ontology annotation, biological process: positive regulation of transcription by RNA polymerase II. NCBI's taxonomy places the organism in Eukaryota, Fungi, Ascomycota, Sordariomycetes, Hypocreales, Nectriaceae.